Molecule: messenger RNA, 1116 nt
Organism: Neoarthrinium moseri
Lineage: Eukaryota; Fungi; Ascomycota; Sordariomycetes; Amphisphaeriales; Apiosporaceae
Exons: 1
Coding region: 1-1116 (371 amino acids)
Biological process (GO): carbohydrate metabolic process
Source: RefSeq, a predicted model, not a curated record
AUGUCUGUCUCUACAGCCAUUCAGAUCUAUCGUCUGCUGGCGUGUAUCUUGCUCUCCGGAUAUGCCGUGGGAACUGGAAUCAAGGAGGCAGCAGCUGCGCUCAAUGGCUUGAUGCUUGCCUACGACGACUCCACUGGGCUAUGGGAUUUGAGCGACCCCGACGCCGCGUGGUGGCAGAGCAGUGUCGCUCUUCAGGCAACUUUGGACUUCAUGACCGCGAGUGGUACGCGUGAACACUUGCCGUAUGCCAACUAUACCAUCAACAUGCAGCGUGCGCCACUGGCGUGGUGGCCGCAAGGGGGAGGAGACUUCCGUGCCGAGAGCACCGACGAUACUGGCUGGUGGGCCUUGGCUAUGACCAGCAUGUACACAUUGACUGGCGAACGGUCGUUCCUGGACAUCGCCUUGGAGGACGAGGCUUAUAUGGCCCAGUACUGGACCCUCUCUGAGUGCAAUGGGGGGCUAAUCUGGCGAAUUCAAGAUGUGUCCUACAAGGCUGCCAUAAGCAACGAGCUGUACAUCGAACUAACCGCGACAUUACACAAUAUGAUCCCCUGGGAUACCACGUCCCUCAACAGAAGUCUGGAUGCGUGGGACUGGUUCAAGGAUAGCGGCAUGAUCAACAGUGGUUGGCUGAUCAAUGAUGGUUUAACGAAGGCUGCGAACGAUUCCUGCAUCAAUAACAAUGCUCCCACCUGGACAUACAAUCAGGGAGUCGUUCUCGAUGGCUUGGUUCAGCUCUAUCUUGCGACAGGAGAUGCCCAAUUCCUUAUCUUCGGGCGCAAAAUCGCUGGUGCUGUGCUGGCAAGUGCCCAGCUUUCCCCGGGGGGCAUUCUGACGGAGCCAUGUCCACUCGAAGGCUGUCCCGAUGGAAAUGCGGCGUCGUUCAAAGGACUCUUCAUCAGAAAUCUUGCGAAACUCAAUGCUCACCUCCCCGAUAGGCCCUACAGCCUCUUUCUCUCAACUAAUGCCAACACAAUGUACGUCAACGCCCGCUCAAGCAGCGCUGGCGACACAGAUCUAUACGGCAUGCUUUGGCAGGGUCCCUUUGAUAAAACUUCCAUCGGAAGGCAACAGAGCGCCGUCAUGUUGCUCGUAGCAGCGCUUGGUGUGUAG